AUGUUCAAUUUAUCUGAGGUGACUUCCAUUUAUCUAGUUGGAUACUAUGGAAUGGAGAAAAGUAAAGAAUGGUAUUUCGCCCUGUUCUUCAUCACAUACCUGGUUAUAAUUAUGGAAAACGUAAUGUUAAUAGGGAUUGUGUGCGCUGACAAGUCUCUCCAUGAGCCUAUGUAUAUACUGAUGUGUAACCUGGCAGUGAACGGUCUGUACGGGGCCACUGCGCUUUUGCCUGCUUUGCUCAGUAAUGUGCUCUCCCAUUCCAGGGAAAUCUCUCUGGCGCUGUGUCAGACGCAACUUUACGCAAUCCACACGUACGCGAUCACCGAGUUCACCAUCUUAGCGGCCAUGAGUUACGACAGGUACAUGGCGAUCUGUUUUCCUUUGACUUACCACACCAUCAUGUCGAAACGAGUCUUCAAAUUGAUUAUUCUGACAUGGGUCUACCCCUUGGUGGCGUUUUUCCUCGUUUUUGCCCUUACGAUUCGACUAAAAUUUUGCAAGAAAACUAUAGACAAAGUGUACUGUCUUAACUACUUGCUGGUCCAGCUUUCCUGCACUAAUACGGCUGCUGAAAAUAUUGUGGGUCUCCUCUCGGUGGCGCUAUACACGGGCCCUCAGUUAAUAAUGGUAAUCUAUUCGUAUGUACAUAUCCUCAGAAUAUGCAUAAAAACUUUCAGUAAAUCUAAACUUAAAGCGCUGAGGACCUGCAUUCCGCAUUUACUGUCAUUAAGUAACUAUUCUGUCGGAUGCUUCUUUGAGAUAGCACAAGGCAGGUUAAAUAACGCCUCUUUGUCAUACCAAACUAAGCUGUUUUUAGCGCUGUAUUUUCUGAUUUUCCCACCAAUUUUGAACCCUGUUAUUUAUGGCCUGAGUAUACAGGUUAUUAGGGUCAAGUUAAUCCACAUUUUCAGCAGAAAGCUGCAAAGAUAG
Molecule: messenger RNA, 930 nt
Organism: Boleophthalmus pectinirostris (great blue-spotted mudskipper)
Lineage: Eukaryota; Metazoa; Chordata; Actinopteri; Gobiiformes; Gobiidae
Product: olfactory receptor 52L1-like
Exons: 1
Coding region: 1-930 (309 amino acids)
Biological process (GO): G protein-coupled receptor signaling pathway
Cellular component (GO): membrane
Molecular function (GO): G protein-coupled receptor activity; olfactory receptor activity
Source: RefSeq, a predicted model, not a curated record